AUGUUGAGCAGGGAUGAAGAUGAUGAUUCGCCUAAAAAAUGCGGGGAGAGAAGGCGGAGGACGAUUGAGAGGCGGCGAUUGGCUGCGGAAGCGGCAGCUUCUAGUGUUGGUGGAGGAUCCACGUCGUUUUCCUCUUCCGGUGGUUUGAAUGUCAUGCCAGAGAGCUCGCUACAGGGUGUUCGAUCGACUGUGCAGAGGGCUGACCCUUCAUCGGUGUCGGAUUCUGCAGGGGAUGAGGCGGUGGACAACAGUAAUAACUCGGCACCGCUGGUUGGAUCAUUAGCGGUAGCCGGAAGGCAACGUGACAUGGAAGAUGCAAUUACUGUUCGUACAAACCUUUGCUCCCCGGAGAUUACUCGGCGACGACCGGUGCAUUUCUUUGGUGUUUACGAUGGACAUGGUGGAUCUCAUGUUGCUUCAAUGUGCAAGGACAAGAUGCACGUGAUAUUAGAAGGAGAGCUGUCGCGCGUGGGAAAUCACGCAAUACCCCAUGCAAGUGGUGCUAGCAGCUCUAGAAUGACGCAAGAAGAACAAUCCAUUGAGGAUAGUGGACUAAACGAGGAAUGGGCAAGAGUGCUGAAAUCGUGUUUUACGAGAAUGGAGGAGGUGGCGCUGAACACCUGCGGCUGUGGAAUUGCCGGAUUCCGCUGCAGUUGCGACCGAUAUGAGCCCAAUUACAUGGGGUCUACGGCCGUGGUUGCUGUUUUAACGCCUGAGCACAUUGUGGUGGCCAAUUGUGGUGAUUCACGCGCAGUCCUGUGCCGCAGCGGAAGAGUGGUUCCACUCUCGUUCGAUCAUAAGCCAGAUAGAGAGGACGAACGAGCUAGGAUAGAAGCAUGUGGUGGACGGGUCAUGUUUCUUAAUGGAGCGCGAGUUGAAGGGAUUCUUGCUAUGUCUCGGGCUAUAGGAGAUAGGUAUCUAAAGCCCUUUGUGAUAUCAGAGCCAGAAAUUUCCUUUACAAAAAGGGAUGAAGAAGAUGAGUUUCUGAUUCUUGCAAGUGACGGUUUGUGGGAUGUUAUGUCUAGUGAGAUGACGUGUGAGGUUGCACGAGAGUGCCUUCGAGAAGAAAAUCGGCAUGCUGGUUCCGGGGAUCCUAGUGCUCAGCCUUCGACAACGAAUGAAGGUCCCGGAACGUUAUUCCCAUCUCAAAGUGCAUCUGCAGCAGCACUACUUAUUCGCCUCGCCUUGGGACGGAAGACUGCUGAUAAUAUCUGUGUUAUAGUUGUCGAUUUGAAGAGAACUUUAAGUGCAUGA
Messenger RNA from Fraxinus pennsylvanica, 1254 nucleotides. The record is from the annotation of a GenBank genome assembly. Lineage: Eukaryota; Viridiplantae; Streptophyta; Magnoliopsida; Lamiales; Oleaceae.